AUGGGCUCCAAAAGCCUCACACCUCGCCAUGAAUCCUUCUUUCCAACAUUCUUCUACCGCACCCAAUUCAAGGAAAAGCACAGCGGCCUUCCACGCGGUCUCGAUCUCACUUCACAAACAGCCAUCAUAACAGGCGCCAACGCGGGUCUAGGCUUCGAGUGCUGCAAACAGCUUCUAGCGCUCCACCUUUCCCAUCUCAUCCUGGCAGUUCGCUCGCCAACGAAGGGAGAGACGGCUGCAGCGGUGCUAAGGAAACAAUAUCCUAAGGCGAAAAUUGAGGUAUGGCAGCUCGAUAUGUGUAGCUAUAAGUCUGUGCAGGCCUUUGCGCAACGGGUGGAGCAGGAGACUGCGACGGUCGAUAUCGUGGUGCUCAAUGCUGGGAUCGUGAAGCCUUCGUAUACUCCAGCUCCGGAGACUGGACAUGAGGAGAGCAUGCAGGUGAACUACCUCUCCACCGUCCUACUGGCGAUCCUCCUCCUCCCAACCCUUCAAUCCAAGCGAGCUCCCGGUCAACCUCCCGCCCGUCUGACAAUGGUGAACUCCGGCCUCUCCUUGACCGGCAAAUUCCCGCUCAACCCGAAGAAACCCGGCUCCCCGAUCCUCGCCUCCUUCGACGAUGCCAAGCCUUCAGUCCCACGACCUGGUACAACGCCUCCAAAACCCUCAUGCACCUCUUCCUUUGGAGACUGA
This is a messenger RNA of Recurvomyces mirabilis, 690 nucleotides long. RefSeq lists its product as uncharacterized. Lineage: Eukaryota; Fungi; Ascomycota; Dothideomycetes; Mycosphaerellales; Teratosphaeriaceae. The record is from RefSeq and is a predicted model, not a curated record. The coding region runs from base 1 to 690 and encodes 229 amino acids. The transcript has 2 exons.